UGAGAGCAUUAGCAAUUUCGACGUACCUGGCGCGUUCUAAUGCAAGAGCAAACUUGGAUAACGCUUGCAUUCUGGAUCCAGUGGACAGUGCACUCCAGAUUUUGAACCCCUUUCUAGCUGAUGCAACGCAUCUGCUAAUAUCGUUGCUGGAAUAAUACACAAAUCAGAAGCCUAUUAAAAGUAUACAGUUCAUCACCGAUUGAUGUUACAUAAAAAUAUGUAAAUUUGUACCUUGUUGCAUUUGCCCUUGGAGUAUUCUUAUAUGUCCACUGUUACGGCGAGCCUUGAUUAAUCGCCGUUCUGCAACCACCGGAAUAAACUUAUUUUUUCCAUCACCUGUAAGACAUCCCCGAGCUCUUUGUCCGCGUGUUCCCGUUGAAGCAUGGAUCUACAUCACAAGAGAAGGCCGAUCGCUUACUUGACUCGAAAGGCGCAAAUAUCUUGCUGUCAUCGUUUGAACAGCCCGUUCCUGAGCGAAAAGGAGAAUAAAGAGGUGUACGGAAAAUGCAACAACAUUUGGGGCCACGGUCAUAAUUACACUGUGGAAGUGACAGUUCGCGGACCUGUUGACCCACGCACAGGCAUGGUCAUGAAUUUGGAGGAAUUAAAAGAAUGCAUGAACAAAGUGCUGAUGGACCAGAUGGAUCAUAAAAAUAUAGACAAGCAAGUGUUUCACUUGAGAAAUAUAGUUUCAACGACAGAGAACGUUGCUAUUUAUAUAUUUGAGGAGUUAAAGACGCACAUGUCUAAUCCCGAAUUGUUGUACGAAGUCAAGGUCCACGAAACCGACAAAAAUGUUAUGUGUUUUAAGGGAGAAUACGAUGACAGUCAAUCUUCUGUUUCUUAAUUAGACUAUUUAAUUGUACAGAUUUGUUUACCUUUGAUAUCUGUUUGGUAUUUUUAUUGCAUUUGUAUAAUACAAUUACAUGAUUGUAUAAUUAUAUUAAAUCAAUCGAAAAUAAUAUAUGUAAAUUAUGUAUAUAUGUAGGUAAUAUAGAAAAUGUAACAUUCCAUUUGUACCCUAAUUUCAUUAAAUCAGGGCUUACAAUUUGGCAAA
Messenger RNA from Solenopsis invicta (red fire ant), 1057 nucleotides. It is a transcript of the gene purple, whose product is annotated as 6-pyruvoyl tetrahydrobiopterin synthase. The coding region runs from base 383 to 847 and encodes 154 amino acids. Gene Ontology annotation, molecular function: 6-pyruvoyltetrahydropterin synthase activity. Gene Ontology annotation, cellular component: mitochondrion. Gene Ontology annotation, biological process: tetrahydrobiopterin biosynthetic process. The record is from RefSeq and is a predicted model, not a curated record. The transcript is spliced from 5 exons. NCBI's taxonomy places the organism in Eukaryota, Metazoa, Arthropoda, Insecta, Hymenoptera, Formicidae.